Molecule: messenger RNA, 1554 nt
Organism: Calliphora vicina (urban bluebottle blowfly)
Lineage: Eukaryota; Metazoa; Arthropoda; Insecta; Diptera; Calliphoridae
Product: probable cytochrome P450 313a4
Exons: 9
Coding region: 1-1554 (517 amino acids)
Molecular function (GO): iron ion binding; oxidoreductase activity, acting on paired donors, with incorporation or reduction of molecular oxygen; heme binding
Source: RefSeq, a predicted model, not a curated record
AUGACUGUUAUUGGUAGUCGUUAUAGCCACACGAUAACAGACGUUUUUCUGCCUAAAUUGCAUGAUAUUGGUAUGGACGACAUGUGGUUUCAACAAGAAAGAAAUAAUUCAAUUACUGGUCUUGUACUCUCUCGUUUCAAAGGGUUUUGGAAAUAUCGUAAUAUAAAGCAACACUUGCCAACGGUCUAUGGUCUACCGUUUAUAGGGAUUUUGCAUAAGUUUGUGCCGUUGCAGAAAUUUUUCUACGUAGUUGGUUCCUAUUUUGAAAUUUUAAAUUCCUGGUCUUACUUAACUUGGUUUGGCAAUGUCCCUUUAAUUAUUACCAUUGAUACGGAUAUAAUUAAAUACAUUCUAAACUCCGAGGUGUUUCUCAAUAAGGCUGGUGUUAUCUAUGGAACCAUGAAUGAUGCAUUACCAAAUGGUAUCAUUACCAGCAAAUAUUUCAAAUGGAAGCAUAAUCGUAAAUUAAUGAAUCCCUCGUUUACUCCCCAAAUCAUACAACAUUUUAUGCCGAAUUUCAAUAACUGUUCCAAACAGAUUUCUAAGUAUUUUGAUUCAUUGAGAGUUGGAGAGGAACAUGCGAUUUUUGCUCGCUUAAAACAGGAAAUUUUGGAAAUGGCUGUAGGUACCACUAUGGGCACAGUACUGGCAGAUGGUGAAAAUGUUAAUGGAAGUCUGGCAAAUAAUUUUAAUAGAUUAUUGGGGAAACUGGUUACUGGCAUUUCAUUAGCGUUCAUAAAACUCUCAUUUCUAAUACGAACACCCAGUUAUUAUAAAAUAAUUGAGAAUUUAAAAGGCUAUAUGGAGAAUUUAAUCAAACGUAAAAUGGACUUAAUUGGAAUAAAUGAAGAAAAACACUUUUUAGAUCGUGCUAUAAAAUAUCAACAACAAGGAAUAUUUGAAAUGGAUGAUACCAUAACAGAAACCUAUACCAUGAUUAUUGGAUCUUUCGAGACCGUUUCUACCACCCUUUACUCCGUCAUCACAAUGUUGGCCAUGCAUGAGGAUGUUCAAAGCAAGCUUUACCAAGAAGUAUCCCAAGUUAUUUCAAAUUCCAAGCAUUUAGAUUAUCAACAAUUGGAUCAGUUAACCUAUUUAAAUAUGGUUAUCGAUGAAACAUUACGCUUAAUGCCUCCUAUACCCCUUAUAGGAAGAGAGACAUUGGAAACUUGUCAUUUGUCUGAGAAUAUUAAACUGCCCAAAGAUUUUCAAAUAUUAAUUUCCAUAUUUCACUUACAUCGUCGUCAAGAUCUUUGGGGUGCAAAGGCUCAACAAUUUAAUCCGGAUAAUUUCUUAGCGGAGAAUAUCGAAAAACGUCAUCCAUAUGCUUAUAUACCUUUCUCAAAGGGUGUCCGAAAUUGUAUAGGCUGGCGUUAUGCUCAUAUUGCUUUAAAGGUUUUAGCGGUGAAUCUUGUCAGAGAUUUUCAAUUUCGUACCGAAUUUUCUUACGAUAAAUUGAUAUUUAUAAAUCAAGUGAGUUUGCGUUUUUUGAACGAACCGAAAAUACAAUUUGUGAAGAGGAAUAAUGUUAACAGAGCACACAUUGGUGUCUAA